Molecule: messenger RNA, 3022 nt
Organism: Pseudogymnoascus destructans
Lineage: Eukaryota; Fungi; Ascomycota; Leotiomycetes; Thelebolales; Thelebolaceae
Exons: 2
Coding region: 140-2434 (764 amino acids)
Source: RefSeq, a predicted model, not a curated record
CAAAGCACAUCACAAGUGUAUUAUUGUAUGGUUUACGGCGUAUCAGUCGUAGGAUUUGCAGCUGUUGAAUUGAUUAACCUUGUGUGUAUAAUAUUGAAGCUUCAUUGCCCUAGUGCCUACAUGCAAAGUUGACUUGACAAUGCCAUCAAGGUACCAGGGAUGGGAUGAGACAGCUGUCAGAACUCCAAGUUCUGUUGAAAAUGACCGCCAUUUGAAUGAAUAUUUGGAGCCUGGUGGUUCACCCCCCUCUUAUCGAGUGCCAUCAUUCACUCCCAUCAACGAGCCUGUGAAGUCAAGCUGGGGGGGAAAUGGCGACGCGCUUCACGAUAUCCCUCAGGACGAUGAUCCAUUGCCUGUUUCCCAACUUCCCCAAAAGCGAAAGCGGCGGUCAACGGCUUCCAUUCGAAACAAAAGCGCACCUACGACACAUAUGAAGAAACCACGGUGUAAAGACGAUAGCCCGCUUUCGAAAAGAUUCGCAUAUAUACCUACACCCGACGAGCACACUUUACCACAGCCAUCCUUGUCGCUUGAUCCGAAGAAAUCUGCCUCACGAAGGACGAAUUCAGCGCUGUCAAAGCAGACCAAAGUUUUCCCCAACACAGGCGUCAGCAAACCAAAUGCGCAACGGUCAUAUGACAACGAGGCACAUCUCAAGAAGAGCACAGAAUUUACAAUAAAUGCACCUUCAACACUUGACAAGGUUGCUCAAGCUGGGCAUGUUGGGUUGGCACAAACCACCCUUGAAAAACUGGCCGCGUUUAUGUUCAAAACACCUGCUGUCGAUGUGGAAUUGAACCAGGCCAUGUUGGGCCAGGCCACGUCAUUGAACCCACCCACGAGCACGGCGAAUUUAGAGACACACUCAUUUGCCCACCAGCAAAGUAUAAGAAAUGGGGAGAUUAACAUUCAGCCUUGGCCAGCGCCCGACGAUGCAUUGUCACCAGUCGAGCAUGAAGUAUACGAGGGUGUGUCUCAUCAAACACCUUAUACACAUGCAACUUUUGGAGAACCAGAAGACGAUUUUGAAGAUAUUUUUGACGAAACUGCCAAUAUAUCUUGCUCCAUAGAAAUUCGAGCUUAUGGCAACAACACGCCCAAGCAAAAUCAUUCGGACUCUUUGGAAGUCAGUUCUAGCGUCUACAGAGAUUCCGCCUUUGGUACUGAAAUAGAUAAUUCAUCAAAUACCAGGGACCAUGCAGAAGCUCACGAAGGUUGGGAUGAAGGUUUAGACGACGAAGAUUUCGCUCAGUUCGAUACAGACGAUCUUGCUUUGCCCGGAAUACUCGCAACUUCUCGUAUGCUACCUCAAAACUCUUCCGCACAGUGUCCCAUUGAGCAUGGAAGCGACGAUUUUUAUGACGGCAUUGCUGAUGACGAUUUGAUGGAAAUUAUGGUGGAACAUGAGAACGUCCAUAACUAUGCUCGACAUGUUCGACAUCAAGCAACCACAUCUCUUAACAACGGCGGCAAAUCCAAGCUCGAGAAUGCCUCCCGAUCCUCUUUGAGAUUGCAAAGCACCGACGAUGAAUAUUUCAUGGAUGAUACAGAUGAAGCCGAACUGGUUAACCUGGCAGAACAGGAUAAUCCGGUGAUCAUCGAGACCCAUUCACCUCCAAGCAACUGGACUGGGUCCGACGUGAAAUCCCGGGAUAGGGAAGUAUAUGAUGAGAAGCUUACCUAUUCUUCGUCGAUCAAGCACAGUGACAAUAUAAUUAACAGCAAUCAGCUACGAGUCCAGCCCAGCGUCGAGUCAUUAGCAGAGCCAGAAGACUGGUCCUUUCUCGGCCAUAAUCCUGCUGUGCCAGAGAACAUUGAGUCCCUCCGCAAUGAGGCUCUACCAACCGCGCUCCCAGUGACCUCGGGGUCAUCUUGUCCCCGGUCAGCUAAUGAUGACACUCACGAGUAUAUCCCUCUCACACCUUUCGCGCGCUCUCCAUUUCCAGAAAAACUCUCCGCUGGUUCCGUCAUCCCAGGCCUCACAACUUUCACAAUACUCCGCACAUGCUUUCGCAUUGGGGAAUGCAUACGAGCAGGCUCCUUCUGCAACCGCCUCAACCAAGACGUCAUCAUUGAGCUUUUUUGCCGCGUAACUUUCUCAUCUCGAGGGGAUGGGACGCACAAGCAGAUUUUCCAGUUUGCGGAUAUUUUUCACAACGGUCCUCCUUUCGUGAAUGGCGUAUUAGCGAAUUACCGCAUAUCAGCGUUGCAGGAGAGAGAAAGUAGGGAGCUUUUGGCUGGAAAUAUUGAAGAGCCCGGGAUGGUGAGAUGUUUAGGAAGGCUGAAGGCACAGGUAGGAGGAACAGGGUUGGUGUUGCAUCUGGAUAAUAUCCGCAAGUCUGACUGGGAGGAAGUGAGGUGGACGAGAAGGAUUGUGGGUGUUCAGGAGGCGAGGGAUACCAGGAGUGGUUUGAGGUCAAAAUUGCUAGGUUGAUGGUGGAUUUGAGGAUUAUAUUGGGCUAUUUUUGCUAUUUCGGACAUUCUGCUAUGGCAAGAGGCCAGACUAAUAUUUCUAAGCUAUACUAACUAUCAAAACAGACAGAUAUAGAGGAAGCAGGCUUGAAGAUUGGAAGUUAUUUGCAGGAUAUGGCUAGCCACGAGGCCCAGAGACAGCUUAGAUACAGGCGAUAGCAUAUAGAUAGCCCCAACAGCUCAGCUCGGGAGAUCUCAUAUAAAAUUCAAACCCACUCACCACCUGUCCAUUCCUGCCUCUCGGACACCAACAUCCCACAAUCACACUCUCAGCACCGACAUCGCCAUCCCACCGGCACCAGCACCAUCUCCCCGCUCGCACCGAUGUUGGUGGUUGCAACACCCAACACCCUUCACGUAUACCCGUCUCCCAACCGCGGUUGAUCUCAUCUACUUUUUACGACAUCCUCAGCUGUCCGUCGCGCCGGUCAUCGGGCCUAAACCGGAGCUUUAUCUCAAGGCUGUGUAACGUGAGAUGUGCCAAGGGCGGACGUGAGAGGCAGGGUUGUAUUGUGGUGUAAAUGUUCCAGGCGAGGGGCAGAGCGGUGGC